Messenger RNA from Penicillium verhagenii, 1296 nucleotides. RefSeq lists its product as uncharacterized. The transcript is spliced from 4 exons. Lineage: Eukaryota; Fungi; Ascomycota; Eurotiomycetes; Eurotiales; Aspergillaceae. The record is from RefSeq and is a predicted model, not a curated record. Bases 1 to 1296 code for a protein of 431 amino acids.
AUGUCUCGCUACGACGAUUUUCGCUCGUCAUCCGGCACCCUGGACUCCCGCGAUCGAUAUGACCGAUACUCGCGGGGGCCGCCCGUAAUGGAGCGAGAACGAUCUCGAUCACGACCCCGCCGCAUGGAAGACGAGCGUUUCGAGCUCAGAGUACAAGAAGAGGACCGAUACGGUCCACCCGCUCGUGCCCCUGGUCGCCAUUACGAAGACGAACACCUGGUCUACUCUUCAGGGGCCCUGGUCGCACCUGAUCGUCGCCGUCGCCGAGACGAGAGUCCAUCGUUUGCUCCGCCACGGUUAAUUAGGCGGCAAUCCUCCCUUGAUACAUUUGAUCGCAUUCCUCGACGGAAAAUGGAACCGGCUCCCAGGGCUCCGAGGGUGCCUCAAGCACCUCUUCAUCGCCCCUCGCCGCCGGGUCGCUAUCGCGAGCGCGAAGUUUAUGAAGAUAUCCGCAUCGCGGAGCCAGAUUACUACGGCGACGAAGAGUUCCGAGAGUUUAGGGAGAGAGAUAGUACGCAUCGAAGACGUUCUGCUAGCAUGGCUAGACGGCGGCAUGAGGAGAAGCCCUAUCCGCGGAAAGGCAAGACCCGCAUUCCGCGAAAGUUCGUGCAUGUCCAUGCGAUUUUGGAUCUAGGAUACCCUUACAAGGAAGAGGAGGACACUAUCAUCAUUCAGAAGGCUCUGUCAAAAGAGCAGAUCGAUGAGGUGAUCACCCUCAGUCGACAGUUUAGACGACCCGUGCAAGAGGAGAUUGAAUUUUUGCGUCUUCCACGGCCAGCUGAGCGAGUCACCACGGAACAUCUCCUGCUUGAAUCUCAUCACUCGCCCCGUGCUAGCCACGACGCUUUCAUUGUUGAGCCACCCGCUGCAUACAGAGAUGUUGAAUAUGGGUAUGAGGAGGUGAUCGAGAGACCACGCAGACACACUGUCUCUCGCCCAAGAUCUGUAUCAGUGAAUACCCAGGCUCGAGUAGCAUCUCCCGUCCUAUACGUUGAGCCUCGGUCUAGCCGUGUUGAAGAACGUUUUGAGUCCCGGCCUCGUGAGUCUGGCUCGCUGGUUCUAGUGCGGCCCCGCCACGGCGAUCAUGAUGAUGUAUCCGAUUAUAUCCAUGAUCUCGAGGAAGAAACAAGGAGGCUACGAUUGGAGCGACAAGGUGGUAUUGAAAUCACGCGACAGCGUGAUACAGAUAUCAUUGAUAACAGGGGCAAUGAGGAGGAAAUAACCGAGAUUCGCCGCCAGGAACGCAGAGAGCCAAAUUCAAGGGUGAUGCGGGCUAUGAUGGCUACCUUGACUUAA